Molecule: messenger RNA, 3534 nt
Organism: Bursaphelenchus xylophilus (pine wood nematode)
Lineage: Eukaryota; Metazoa; Nematoda; Chromadorea; Rhabditida; Aphelenchoididae
Source: the annotation of a GenBank genome assembly
AUGGCGUUGACAAAACGAGCGCUAGCCUACCUGCUGGACGAGAAAGACCCAAAAAUCAGCAAUUUCAUUGGGAACAAGUUCCUGCCUCCGGCCGAGAACGAGUAUCUGGAGAGUGAGAAUCCGGCAACUGGAAAGGCUUGGCUGAAAGUCCCCGAUUCGACCAAAGAUGAUGUUGAAAACGCGGUGAACACGGCGUAUAAGGCGUUCGACAGGUGAGUGUGGUCUUCGAAAUAUAGUUUACAAUGAUGCCAAUAAAAUUUCAGUUGGUCCUUGACUUCGCCAGACCAUCGAGCCGCGCUUUUGAACAAAGUUGCCGAUAUUGUGGAGCAACAUUUGGAGGAGUACGCGCAGAUCGAGUCGAGGGAUCAAGGAAAGCCGGUUUCAUUGGCUAGGUAAGUGCAUUACUUCUUUCUUCGCUUUCUCCAAAGAGCGUCGAAUUUUUGUCGCAAAAUUUUUCGCAAAGUUUUUUGCAUUGUGCAUCCCACUUUUGAACUGUGCUAUUCGAAAGUCGCUGCGACGUACUGGGCGGCCCCGGGGUGAAAAUUUUCUGAUUUUUUUCGGGAAAAACUUGGGUUAGGGGUUUUCGAAGGUGCUGAUUUCGAAAAUCAUGUUUAUUUUUUCUGAACUUUACUAGUUUUCCUUAAGCAGUAGUGUUAAAUAAAAAGUAACUUUUUGAGAUUUUUCUAAAACUACUGGAUAUAGGGGUUUUCGAGGGUGCUGAUUUCAAAAAUCAUGUUUAUUUUUUCUGAACUUUACUAGCUUUCCUUAAGCAAUAGUGUUAAAAAGUAAUUUUUUGAAAUUUUUCCAAAAAUACUGGAUUUAGGGUUUUCGAAGGUGCUGGUUUCAGCAAAUUUUUUAAAAAUAUCUAGUACAAUAUUGGGGUAGGGUGGGUAAUAGGUGGAUUUUUUGCAGCCUUGCUAUACAUGGUUUAAAAGCGCACUUUCUGAGCUUCAAAACCGUAUGUUCAACAUUUCUCGUAAUGCAUCUCAAAGCUCACUGGAAUUCGCAUAAAUCGACGACCCAAAACUACACAGGACUUAUGGGACCCCUAAUAUUAGAGAUAAUAUUAUUAAAACUUCACUUGAAAAAUUCAGACAGUAUUUUUUUUCAGAACCAUUGAUAUUCCACGAGUAGUGAAAAAUUUCCGUUCUUUCGCGGCCGUCAUCCAAUGCCAUACCAGUCCGUAAGUGGUAAAAAAAAAUCGUUUUUUCAGCAUGAAUGAUGUAAACCAGAUUUAAAAAAAAUAAUUUUUUAGAAGCCGACUUCUUGUCGAGCCUUAUAGCGCGUUGAGUUACGUAAAAAACGAUGCGGUUGGAGUCGCCGCGCUGAUUUGCCCAUGGAAUCUGCCGGCUUAUUUGGUAGGUAAAAUCUCGCUUUUUCCACGGGGUCGUUCAAAAAACCUCUUGCAUCAUCUAAAGCCUUUUUCAGCUCAGCUUCAAGUUGGCUCCAGCUCUUGCGUGCGGAAAUACGGUGGUCUGCAAGCCGAGUGAGAUGACUUCAGCCACCGCGUGGGUUCUGAUGCACAGCUUCAUCGAUGCGGGAUUCCCAUCGGGAGUCGUCAACAUGGUCAUCGGGACAGGGCCGAGGGUUGGCGAUCAUUUAGUGACUAAUGAAAAGGUAGAGUUCAAAAGCAAGACAUCUUAAUACUAUAGUGGCGGGCCUGAUCCAGUGGCAAAAAACGUACCAUUUUGUAUCCGGGAAGUACCUAAAAUGUGGCGAAAUGCUUCCCUCUCUAAGUGAAAAAACUUCGUUUUGAAGGGCGCGGAGUUUUUUUUUUUUGAAAUCGGAGUUUUUUCACUUGGAGAGGGAGGUUUUGCCACAUUUUUGUUACUUCUCGGGUGCAAAAUGAAACGUUUUUUGCCACUGGAUCAGAUCCCCACCGUAUAUACAUAUAUUUAUAUAUCAGUCAGUCGGGAAAAUAGUGAGGAUUCAUUCGUAUCGAAAAUCGCAUCGCCGCCGAGAACAUGGCUUGUGUCGCGGUAAAAAAAGCCGCCUUUCAAUUCAGCGACGCGAUCUGCCCAUUAGCAUUGUGCUCACUAUUUUCCCGACAGCUGAUACGUAUAAUAUCCAAAAACACGCAUUUCAGGUUCCUCUAAUCUCCUUCACCGGCUCCACGGCCAUCGGCAAGAUGAUCGGCACGAAAGCCGCUCCUUUGAACAAGAAAGUCUCACUCGAAAUGGGCGGCAAAAAUGCGGCUGUAGUAUUCGCGGAUGUGAGUCCGGAGAAAGUGUUGCCCGUUCUGGUUCGGUCCUGUUUCGCCAAUCAAGGAGAGAUCUGUUUGUGUACUAGUCGGAUCUUUGUCCAACGCGCCAUAUACGACUCUUUCAUGGAGCAGUUUGUGGCACAAGCCUCUAAAGUGAGUAAAGCUCGAGAUUAGGAUAUAUCUCAGGGCUUUGUUGAGCUGAAAAGUGCUUCCAGUAGCUUUGAAAAAACGCGAAUUUUUAAGACACAAGAAGAAUCUUAAUUUUUGGCCUUUUGGGGUUUGCCCAGACUCAGAUAGCCCUUACAGUGCUCUUAUAUUUUCAGCUAAAAGUUGGAUGUCCAACGGAUGCUUCAACAAAUCUUGGAGCCCUCGUCAGCAAGGCUCAUUACGAAAAAGUCGCUUCUUAUAUUACCCUAGCCGAAAAAGAAGGCCUCGCAGUUCAUUGCGGAGGCCCAGUCAAGCUGAACGGACCACUCAGCGGGGUAAGUCAUCACCUAAUUUGGCAUUUUACGGCAUGUUGAACUCCAUGAAUUCUAAUCCAAAGUUUCCACAUGAAUUUCUUUACAGGGCUAUUUCAUUGCUCCGACGGUAAUCUCGGGCGCUUCGGACGACUCCCGAUUGAUGCGCGAGGAGAUCUUCGGACCCGUCGUUGUUGUGACUCCGUUUGAUACGGCCGAUGAAGCCGUUCGACGGGUGAAUGCCAGCGAAUAUGGGCUUUCGGCAACUGUUUGGAGCGAAUCCAUUGAUAAUCUGACUUCUGUUGCGAACCGUCUUCGAGUUGGCACUGUCUGGUGUAAUUGCUGGCUGGUAAGCGGUAGCUAUGUAGAAAGUAGACGGUCUAUUUCCAAUUUUGACGUCAGGACAUGCUAUAAAAUCGAGUUUUUUUUUCAAUUUUGGCUUUAUUUUUUUUAAAAAUGGCCAAAGUUUUAGAAUGACCCAAAAAUUCGUUUUUCGAAGGGCAAUCUCAAACUUUUUUGGAAAUAAUGCUGGCUAUUACUUCAUUUUUUAGAUAGAUUAAUACUGAUUUGCAUAACUUUACCUUAAGGGCAAUUUCUUCCACUUUUUCUAAGGACUUCCCAAAAUUGAUGACGAUUUUUUAAAUCGCCAUAAAAUCUUUAAUUCUUUCGGAAUCACCAUACAAUUUUGUCUGAGUACGUCCUACUACUUCUACUUUCGACUACCACAACACGAGUUUACAUUACAAUUUUCAGGUGCGCGAUUUGACCAUGCCUUUCGGCGGCACGAAGCAAUCCGGCUCCGGUCGAGAAGGUCUCGAAGACUCGCUUCAUUUCUACACUGAACAGAAAACUGUCUGCAUCAAACUUCCGUGA